Solanum lycopersicum (tomato) is the source of this 1701-nucleotide messenger RNA. RefSeq lists its product as uncharacterized. NCBI's taxonomy places the organism in Eukaryota, Viridiplantae, Streptophyta, Magnoliopsida, Solanales, Solanaceae. The record is from RefSeq and is a predicted model, not a curated record.
AUGAGUCAAUCAGCAGCACUAAAGAAAAAGGGUUCGAAUCCGAACAAAGCUCAAAGCCCAUUGAAGAAUCUGAACUUUGAUAUGCAAUAUCGAUCAAGUACUGAAUUGGCUAACCAGUUAAAGAUUAAGAGAGAACAACUUGCUAACAAACGCAAUGAUAAAGCUAAGAAAGAGCAUGUACCAAUAGCGCAUAACAGAAAGAAUUCUGAGGAUUUAAUUCUACAAACUAAGAAGAGAUUAUUUCAAUCUGGAGAGUCCAUUCAAGAGAAAAGAAUUAAACUUCCUAUGCAAAACUUUAGGUUCCAAAUAUCUUCAAAGCAAGGUGUUACUGAUUCAGUUUAUGUGACUGGGGAAACAUUUGGUAAUUCAGAGGUACAACAUGGUAUUCAAGAUCAAUUAAACUUCAAACAGGUGAAGAGGAAAUCUGUCAUACCGGCCACAAGUCUUGAUCAGUUUCUAGCAGAACAAUGGUUACAGAAAGAACAUGAUAUUAAUGAUCUACCAAACUGCAAGCAGGUAAAGAGGAAGUCGAUCAUAAGCGAUGAAACAAAAACAGAUUACCACACAGUAGCAGAUGAUCUUGUGGAUCAAGAAGAAAUCAAUAGGGAUGAGUGUGCUAUAGAAGAGGAAAUUGGCAUUGAUUGUAGUACGAAAGAAAUAUUGGAGGCGAAAAAAGUCCGAGGAAAAACAACAUGUAAGGAUAUUCACGCAAGAAAUUUGGAAGAAAGAAAGGAGGUUACAUUUGAUAAAGGGCAAGCAGUGGGACCAACUGGUAAGAUAGUGUCCGAAUUCACCAACUUUAUAGGAACAAUUUCAAGGAAUCCGAGUUUCAUCAACUUGAUGUACACUAGUUGGCAUGCGGUGCCAGAAGAUACUAAAAAGCGCAUGUGGGAAUAUAUAAAUUCCAAAUUCAUAAUUCCAAUAGAAGGAAAAGCGUGGGUGAUGACUGGCUUUCGUGAUGCUUGGAAGCAAUACAAGCAAAAAAUUAAAGAGAGAUUGUUUGAUAAAAAUAGUACCAUUGAGGACAUGCUAGCAAAAUGUCCCAGUGACAUUGCAGAAGAUGAAUUUCGUCAAUUGAUCGAGUAUUGGAAAGACCCAACUGUUCAAGCCAUGUGUGAGAUGAAUUCUCAAAACAGGAAAAAGCAAAAAUGGAGGCAUCGAAUGGGACCUAUUAGUUUUGCAAGACGUGCAACCAAAGAAAACAAUGAGGAACCAUCAAAGUUUGAAAUGUUUUUUGCAACUCGUACAAAAACGGGAAAGGAACUUCAGGGCGAUACUCAAAUUGCAAUAGCUGAACUUCAGAAUCGCCAAAAUUCCGGGGAAACUGCAGAUGAUGUUUUUACGGCAGUGUUUGGUAAGGAGCAGCCUGGUCGACUUAGGUGUUAUGGUAGAUCAGUGACAGCAAGUUCAUUGAAGAAAGAUGAGGAAGAUAGCAAGCUAAAACAAAAACAUGCUAAUGAAAUCACUUCUCUAAAAGAAGAAAUGAAUGAAAUGAGAGAGGAAAUAAGAGAAGAAAUGAGAGAAGAAAUGCGAAAUUUUUUUAGUCAAUUGCUUCAAAACAACCCUGGAUUGAAUGUUCGAGGAAUGCAAGGGGGUGUUGUAUCUAACAUUGCUUCACCUAUUGAUGCGGGUAGUACACAAGCUGUAAAAGGCCAAAAUCCUCUACAAUAUUCUGGGUCAACUCAUGAUCCGAUUCUUUAA